AAUUUGCACUUUGUUUCUUCCGGAACUUUGCGUUGCACUGAGUUCCGAUAACAAAAAUAACUCGUCUGUCAUUCUCAAAACUGUCUUUGUAAUUACUUUUAUGAUGUUUUACACUAUCUGGUGACUUAAUGUUGUUGUUUUUAUUGUUAUUUAAAUGACGUUUGUAUUUAGUUGCAAGCCUCGCGAUAUUUAGUGCAUUUCUGACAGACUGGUAAGGAUGCCACUCGUUAAACGCGUAAAGAAAAAAACGCUUAAACUGGACUGUGAAUGGGGCUCCUGUCAGGAGACUUUCAGUCGAAUGGAGAAGUUCUGUGAACACGUAGAAGCUCAUCUAUCUGCAGUAAACCUCGAUGAAGAUGCUGACGGGGAGAGGACCUGUCUGUGGAGAGACUGUGGCUUCUGCUCCGUGGAGGGGUCCGGAGAGCUAAGGAGACACGUGUUCUUUCACUGUUACCACACAAAGCUGAAGCAGAUGGGUCAGCAGGUCCUCGAUGCUCAACCGGAAGUUGGGAGUUGCUCCAUCGCCCACCACAACCGCAACAUCAUCCCUGAACUUCCAGACAAUUUUGUCUGCCUCUGGGAGGAAUGUGAUCAACCGCCUUAUGAAAACCCAGAGUGGUUCUACCGUCACGUGGAGAUGCAUGGUCUGACUGUAGACAUCCCACAAGGGGAGUGUGAGGUCCCCAUACGCUGUGGGUGGAAAGACUGUGAAGCCACUGCUAAAGGGCGUCCUAAGCUGCGAGAACACCUACGCAGCCACACACAGGAGAAGCUGGUGGCCUGUCCAGGCUGUGGAGGGAUGUACGCAAACAACUCAAAGUUCUUUGACCACAUGAUACGACAGAGUGCGAUGGAAGGUCAGAGGUUCCAGUGUUCUCACUGUUUUAAGAGAUUUGCAACAGAACGGCUGCUGAGAGACCACAUGAGGACCCACGUGAGCCACUACAAGUGUCCCUUGUGCGAUAUGACCUGCCCAUCGCCGUCUGCGCUCCGCAGCCACAUCAAGUUCCGUCACAGUAACGAGAAGCCGUACAGCUGCGACUACUGUGAAUACAGCUGUAAGAACCUGAUUGACCUGCGUAAACACUUGGACACUCACAGCAGUGAUCCGGCGUACCGCUGCGACGUUCCCGGCUGUAGCUUCACCUCCCGUAAUCCUGGCACCAUGAAGAUCCACCACAAGAAAGAGCAUGAGGGGACUUUCACAGCGCGUUACAAAUGUCACGUGUGUGGCCAGUGCUUCACUCGAGGCAAUAGCCUCACCAUUCAUCUGCACAAGAAGCACCAGUUCAAAUGGCCCUCUGGACAUCCCAGGUUCAGGUACAAGGAGCACGAGGACGGCUUCAUGCGGCUGCAGCUGAUUCGCUACGAGAGCGUGGAGCUGACGGAGCAGCUGAUGAGGGAAAGGCAGAAGCGACAAACGGAGGAGGACGCUAGCAGCGAGCACGCUGAAGAUCAGGAGAUGGAGGAGGAGCCCACGGCGGCGUCGGAGGUGCAGGUUGAAUUGCGAGGGGUGCUGCUGGAGGAGCAGAGGAGUGAGGAGCUGACCGUUAGCGCUGAAGAAGGUGUGCAGGAGGAGGGCAUGUUGUACGUCCUCUCAGGAGGAGAGAGUUCUGUUCUGCUGCAGCUCCAGGACACCGCACAGCAGCAACAGGGGAUGUAGAUGGAGCGUUUUAAGAGAAGGACAUUUUACCAAAUUCAUGAGUAAUUAUUGAACUGACUCUGUUAACACUUUAUUGUAUAAAGACAUUUUUGUAUUAAUUAUUUUGUUUACUAAUGUUAAUAUAUCAUGGCUAUUAUUGUAAAAAGGAUACUUUAUAUUUGUGUGAAUAAAAGUAAAACCUGAGAGUGAGA
This is a messenger RNA of Oryzias melastigma (Indian medaka), 1854 nucleotides long. RefSeq names its product histone H4 transcription factor (gene hinfp). The coding region runs from base 218 to 1663 and encodes 481 amino acids. The record is from RefSeq and is a predicted model, not a curated record. Gene Ontology annotation, biological process: anatomical structure development; regulation of transcription by RNA polymerase II. The transcript is spliced from 9 exons. NCBI's taxonomy places the organism in Eukaryota, Metazoa, Chordata, Actinopteri, Beloniformes, Adrianichthyidae. Gene Ontology annotation, molecular function: DNA-binding transcription factor activity, RNA polymerase II-specific; RNA polymerase II cis-regulatory region sequence-specific DNA binding.